Molecule: messenger RNA, 1357 nt
Organism: Chanos chanos (milkfish)
Lineage: Eukaryota; Metazoa; Chordata; Actinopteri; Gonorynchiformes; Chanidae
Product: alpha-(1,3)-fucosyltransferase 9-like
Exons: 3
Coding region: 156-1265 (369 amino acids)
Cellular component (GO): membrane
Molecular function (GO): alpha-(1->3)-fucosyltransferase activity
Source: RefSeq, a predicted model, not a curated record
AAAUGUGUAACUCGCAGACGGUCCCUUACAAGGCAGCAGACUAACUAGCGGAUAUGCGAAUGUGAAAUCAACGUUACCACGAAACAGGUUGCACAGUUCCUCCGUUCACCAAGUUUACUACGUUGGACUUCCGUUGACUCCCCUAUACAGGUCAAAUGUUGUCAUCAGCAGAUCAGGACAAACCAACGAGAUCCAGAAAUCUUGUUCUCCUUUUCAUUUCUGUGACAGUAAAUCUAUUUUUGCUGUAUAGCAUGUACUCAUGGAAACUAAAUUGCAGAGAACAGAAAGUUAUAGAUGACCCUGUCAAACCAACCUCUCCACUUGAGGAAAAGGACACUAUCAUUCUUCUGUGGUUCUGGCCGUUUGGAAGACAAUUUGACCUGACGUCCUGCAGCACUGUGUUCAACAUACAGGGCUGUUCCUUAACUGGUGACAGAAAACUCUACAGUAAGGCACAUGCUGUCCUUAUUCAUCACAGAGAUAUUGCGUCAAAUAUGUCCAAUUUACCAAAACAGCCUCGCCCCGUCUUCCAGAAAUGGAUAUGGAUGCACUUUGAGUCCCCACGUAAUACAAAGAAAAUUCCAGGAUUAGAGAACUUGUUCAACGUGACAAUGAAUUACAGACGGGAUGCGGACAUUACAGUGCGCGAGCAGAUGGUUUUGAGACCCCGAGGCGAUUUCGGAAACUCCCCCUCCACGGAGAGUUUCUUCAGUGUUCCUCUGAAGGAAAAGGAUAAACUGGUUUGCUGGAUUGUGAGCAACUGGAACAGUAAUCAUGAUCGAGUAAAAUAUUAUGAGGAAUUUAAAAAGUUUAUCAAAGUUGAUACUUAUGGACGUGCAUUUCACAAAGUAAUCAAUCAAACUGAAUACAACAAAAUCAUUCGUGAAUGUAAGUUUUAUUUGUCCUUUGAAAAUACGAAAAAUUAUCCAGACUACAUCACUGAAAAGCUAUUUAAUCCUCUCACUCUGGGUACAGUUCCGGUGGUUCUUGGGCCACCAAGAUACACGUAUGAGCAGUUUGUCCCAGGGUUCUCCUUCAUUCAUGUUGACGAUUUUGAAUCCCCUAAAGCGCUGGCUGAGUAUCUACUGCUGCUGGGCAAGAAUGAGGAAAAAUAUAAGGAAUUUUUUCGGUGGCAACAAACGUACGAGGUUAAACAUGUUGAUUUUCCUAAAGAACAUGCAUGCUUAGCUUGCAAGUAUAUUAGAGAGAGAAACAAUUAUCAGGUUUUUAAAAAUCUCAACAAAUGGUACUGGGAGGAAGUCUAAAACUGGAAAAUGUAGUUGUGUUAAUUAACAUCUGAAAACAAUUUCAAUUUUCAUCCAUUAUUCAGAUGGACUUUUGUUUGUUUGUUUGUUUG